This is a messenger RNA of Paralichthys olivaceus (Japanese flounder), 4040 nucleotides long. Its product is annotated as regulator of microtubule dynamics protein 2. Lineage: Eukaryota; Metazoa; Chordata; Actinopteri; Pleuronectiformes; Paralichthyidae. Gene Ontology annotation, molecular function: microtubule binding. The record is from RefSeq and is a predicted model, not a curated record. Gene Ontology annotation, cellular component: spindle microtubule; mitotic spindle pole; cytoplasm.
CCCCUCAUAGUGGCGCGUGAUCCCGCCCGGAACCAUUAGGCGGUUGCACCAGAGAGAGUUGUUUGAGCAACAGAGGAGGCUGCUAGCUGCACAGUAAGCGAUCCAGGAUGGCCCAGGCAGACGGCAAGUUGCUGGUUCUGGGAGCGUUGGCUGGAGUGGCUGGUGUCAGUUUGGCUGUGAUGUGUUACCAGGGCUUUAGUUCACGACGAAGAGCCUCUUGGGCAGGGCCAUACCUCAACCACACUAAUGAGCAGGGGCCUGGCAUCAUGUUGGUGGACGGUCCAGGUCUGCCAGAGGGUCAGGCUGAGGUGCUGGAGCGCCUCGAGGCCCUGCUCCAGUGUGUAUCUGAGCUCAAGGAUGAGAUGAAGGCAUUGAAGAUUGCUCUGCCUACACUGCAGGAGCAAGUCAGGGAGGAGCUGAGGGGGCGUGAUGAAGCACGUAGAGCCAGCCCCCUACACAGAACCACGCCAACACGGAGGAAACGAGCUGCGGGCGCUAUCAGUGGCACCAGAGCUGAGGCUCGGAGCUCAGAAGAGGCAGAGAGUGAGGGAGGGUAUAUGACUGCUCUUACAGACUCUGAGGAUGAAGAGCUAAGUGAUGAAGAACAGAGGGAGGAAGAACAGCCUGCGGACAAGUUAUCGAUUCUCCUUGAGAGGAUCGACUCUUUGCACCAUGGCACUGAAUCUGAAAAAAGAGAGAGUCUCAACAUACUUUUGGGGCACAGAGAGGAGGAGUUUGGACAGAACUCGAUGCUUCUCUGGCGGCUGGUCCGAGCUUACUGUGAUGUUCAUGAUGUCAGUGCCACUCUAGAGGAAAAGAAGACCAUUGCACAAACUGGGAAGAAAGUUGGUGAGGAGGCGGUGAGCCUGAACCCCACAUGUGCUGACAGUCAUCGGUGGUAUGCCAUCAUGUGUGGAAUUAUGACAGAAUAUGACACUGUGCAGAACAAGAUAAAGAAUGGAUACAUCUUCAAGGAUCAUCUGGAUAAAGCCAUUGAGCUGAAGCCACAAGACCCGUUGUCCUACUACCUGCUGGGCCGCUGGUGCUACUCCGUCGCUCAGUUGUCGUGGAUUGAGAGGAAAGUGGCGGCCACAUUAUUCGGAGAGCCUCCAAGUGCCACAAUUGAAGAUGCACUUAAGAAUUUUCUUAAGGUUGAGGAGAUCCAUCCAGGGUAUUCGAAAGUCAACUAUGUAUAUCUAGCCAAGUGUUACAGAGACCUGGGGCAGAGAGAAAAAGCCAAGAAGAUGUGUGAAGCUGCUUGUUCAAUGAAUUCCGUCUCCAAAGAGGAUGAAGAUGCACAAAAGGAUCUGGACUCUCUCUGCCCAGCGCUCGGAGUGUGAUGACACAGUGUGUGUGUGUGCACGUGUGUGUGUGCGUGCUGAGGCCCUCAUGUUAAUUCACUCUGUGAGUGGAAGGAGGUGUGGUGUAGCUUUUUAUCACCAGUGCGAGCAACAGGAACAGACAACCACCCUCUGUUCUUUUAAAUCGGACGUUUCUAAUCCUGUGUAGUUAUAUAAACAUCACAUACCUGGUUGUACGAAAUCAGUGAGAGAAUUUCUUCCAUCUCUUUAUUAAUCUUCAUCCAGCCUUUGUGAUGGGUUUUUGUUGAUUUUGAUUGUAGAGAAAUUGGAUGGAUAAUAGUAAAUUCAGUGUGAUGUUAGGAUAGUCUGUAUAUCCGUUCCUAUCUGGUUCAGUAGCAUGUUGCACAUAUCCCUCUGAGGUCUGAUUCCUGCAAGUUUCUACGACAACAAAGACAUGUCACUUUUGUGAAAGUGUCCUAUGGGACUUCUUCCUUCCUCUUUUGUCCUUUUUGUUGUUGUGUGACUGUCUCUCUGUCACUACACAUUCAAGUGGCAAUAACAAAAGCAUAUCAGACAAUGGCGCACCCAAACAAAGAUAUCGGAGCGCCAUGACCACUGGGUGACCUCUCGUCCUCUUCGCUCUGCUGUCGUUCAGACCAACGUUAAAGCUCACAGGCCACAUCUAAGCACACAUGUUCUAAAAUAAUGUGUGCAUGUGGUGAACACACGUAGGUGAAUAUGUUCUCUUAUGAUCUCUUUCAUGAUAUGUGAUGUUUUGUGGUUGUUGACUUUGGCAGCGGUUCAUUGAAGACAAUGCUUGGUUACCUCCUUCUAUUCAGCACCUGUGACAGUAAUGUCACUCUGGUUUAAUUGCAGUUUAUGAAGUGAUCCAACAGGAAGACACAACUUAGUACACUAUUUGCAAUGGGUGCAGUUGGUUUGUAAUGUUUAUUCUGGACCGCUGUUAUACACAUCUGUCAACAAGCCCUAUGGAAUUAAUCGGAAGUCUAAGUCAUGCAUAUAUCACAAUGGACUUUUAUGACAUGAUGCGUCAUCCCUUACAUUUUUUUAAUCUACUGCUUAUCAAUCAACUCUAUUUGAUGUUUUUAGAAUUUAAAACAAUAAGCACCCAUAGUGACGUUUUUUAAAUAACAUACCCUUCCGACUCCUUUAAAAAUUUUCAGGAAACGUUUUCUUUCAGCGUGGCAACCUAAAUCCUUUCAUUUCCCACUUGUUCCUCUCUUGAGCUCUGGCUCCCUUACACUCACUUUUAAAUGAGUGUAAUCUAAAGCCGAUUUAAUAUUGAGAUUUGAUCCGUUUCAUUUUUAACUUUUUAUGUCAAACAGAGAAGAGAGCCUUCCUCAGCACACCACCCAAGCUCAAGAGUUUGUUUGUGGAGAGCUCCUGUUUCACUGUGGUUAUAUACAACAUCUAAUUUUCCCAGAUGAGGUUAACUUUAAGUUUUGCUCAGGUUUCUAUUAAUUUAGAAAACAUCCUGGACCAGUCCACAUAGUUUUUUCCAUGAAGUGACAACAUAUGAUUAUGGUGGCUGAUUAGAACAAUGAAGAACUAAUAUUAGAUGAGGGUGUUUAAAAAGAAACCCGACUGAUUUGCAUGUAAAUUCAGUCAUUGAAAGUGAGAGCAAGUUAAAGGAGAAAUUUUUUUUUUUUUUUUCAACCUGGACCCUAUGUUUAGAAAUGUGGGUGUGUACAUGAAUGAUAAUUGUAAAACUUUUUGGUAUCAGUACGGUAGAUUCCUUCCACCCGCACCAUAACACAGCCGCAGGAGCUACAGUGUAACCAUAUGGGGCAACAGGGACAGCUCAUCAGAUGUCCACUACAUGUCUACAUCAGUAACAGAUUCAGCCAUAAUGGUUUUUCUGAGUAGAAAACAAACUCUCCUCCCAACUCUCACCUGCACUCACGUUUCCUCCACCGUCUUCUUGCAACAACCCGGGGAAAGUGAUAAACGAGUAACGUUAACAGACUUGAAGCAAAGACCCAGAAUAACAUUUCAGCUUUUAUUGAUGGAAAAAAAGCAUGUUUAGCGGACAUUUUGUGGGCUGUUGAAGUUAUCCUAUAAGAUUGCAUUGUAGCCUCUGUGUCGAGAUGCGGCUGCUAGCAGAGAUGCUCUACUGGACCGAUUCCAAACAUUUUUGUAAGUACCAUUUAUUUACACACCCACAUUUAUGAACAUAGGGCCCAGUUUGAAAAAUACCUGACAUUCUCCUUUAAACUAAUUUAAAAAAAAAAAUAGGCACACUUGUUGCUUUAGCAUGAUGUAAUGCAUUCCAGGUUAGAUAUCGCCACUGAUAUCUGAGGUAAUGAUUGAAUAUUUAAUGUAAGCCUUCCAGAUUAUUAUGUGAAUGUUUGUCGUCAGCGUUGUGUGAUGCAUGUCGUAUGAAACCUUAAGUUGGGUUUAUUUUGGGGAUUUGUUUUGGGUGAUUCUUGUUUUUCUAUCAUUGUAAAGUCUUAGCUAUGAGACUACAUUUGAUUUAAUUUAAUUGUGUGUUGUAAGGAUUACUUUAAUGAUAGGUGUUUAAAUUUGUCACUUUACCGAUUUUUCAACCAGCAAUAUGAAUGUAUUUAUUUUUCUUUUUUCCAAAUGCCAAAGCAAAACAUUAAUGAACACUAUUUGAAAUCUAAUACACUACAUAGAGAUUAUUCUGUACAGUCAAAGGCUGUGUUCUGUAACUGAUAAUUGUUACUGGAGUCUAUAAUUAAAUCUGUGCUAUCCUGA